Molecule: messenger RNA, 417 nt
Organism: Arachis stenosperma
Lineage: Eukaryota; Viridiplantae; Streptophyta; Magnoliopsida; Fabales; Fabaceae
Exons: 1
Coding region: 1-417 (138 amino acids)
Source: RefSeq, a predicted model, not a curated record
AUGCUUGCCAAAACUCAAACUGGUGAGGAACUUGUUGACGACCUAAAACUCAUACUAGGUACACUAAGGAAGCACCGAAUGCGCCUCAAUCUGACAAAGUGUGCCUUCAGGAUGGAGACUGGGAAAUUCCUGGGUUUUAUGAUCACACAACGAGGAGUAGAGGCAAACUUGGAAAAAUGUAAGGCUAUCCUUGAGAUGAAUAGUCCUGCAAACCUUAAGGAUGUUCAACGACUAAUGGUAUACGCUUCAAAUGGGAACCCAAAAGGCCAUCCCCUUCUUCAAACUCAUGAAAAAUGGUAUAGGCUUCAAAUGGAAACCCGAAUGCGAAGACGCCUUCCUACACUUCAAAAGAGUACUAGUGGAGCUUCCCAUACUCUCAAAACCCAGAACAAGAGAGACAUUAUACCUAUACUGUAA